Messenger RNA from Gopherus flavomarginatus (Mexican gopher tortoise), 3206 nucleotides. It is a transcript of the gene CFAP96, whose product is annotated as chromosome 3 C4orf47 homolog. NCBI's taxonomy places the organism in Eukaryota, Metazoa, Chordata, Testudines, Testudinidae. The coding region runs from base 235 to 1143 and encodes 302 amino acids. The record is from RefSeq and is a predicted model, not a curated record. Gene Ontology annotation, cellular component: centrosome. The transcript has 9 exons.
GCCGCCGCCGCCGCCGCCUGGGGAUGCAGAGAAGAGGGGGCUGCUGCUGACCCUCUGCAACACAGCUGCUGGGGUUGGUGUGAGUGCAUUGCGCUUCUGAAACAUCUUCCAUCCAAGGAGGUUUACCAAUAUUAGUACAUUAAAUUGAUCAACAUCCCUGAGAGGUAGUAAAAGCAGUGAGCACAAGAAACAUCUACGUUUUCUAGUGUAGUGAACUGUCACCCACAACCAACCAUGCCUGCAGAAGGAAAAACUGACAUGGAGAGGAUUGGCCUCUUCAGUGAAAUGGAGUAUGUUACCAUUGGAGAUAAAUAUGCCUCACACUAUAUGCGCCCUUUCAAUGAAGCUGCAAGCAAGAACAAACAAAUGUUACCUGGGGGUACCAAAAUGCUGUCAGCUCUUCAGGCAGGUUACUUUGAGCCUCAGUUUGUGAGGGUUUUCGAAGGUGAAGCCUACUCAAACCCUGUGCAACUAAGGAGGCGAUAUAGAUUGGUAGAGUCAAAGAAAAAUGUGGGCAAAGCUUUCCUUCCAAGCAAUGGAGUCAAACUGCCAUGUGGAAUGGGUACUUAUUAUGGAACUAUAGGUGGUCCAUAUCCAUUCUUCAGUGCACAACUAAGAGGGAAAACAGCAUAUGCUCCUCCUGGAAAGAACCUUUACACAAGUCCUGGAAAGAAAGGAACUGGAUAUGGAUAUCCAAAUCUUACCAUAGGCAAACAGUAUCCACACUCAAGUGAUGUGUAUGAAAGCGGAAAAAUGAAUGCAAAGAAGGCACAUGAAGACCAUCUGCGUUUGGUUAAAGGAGGGCCUUUCAAGUUAAAUCUCUAUCCUCGGGAGUAUUUUGACUUAAAUCCAUAUUAUGAUGAUAAACCUUUGCCACCAGCUAAGAAACCAACCCCAGAAAAGCCAGUUGCACACCCCUUUAAACCAAGUUCUCCUGCUAAAAAGUCAGGGGGCAUGAAAGCAGGAACAUUUGAUCCUUAUCCUUCCCAUUCUGCUGAGCCCUAUGUGGUUAAAUAUUCUAAGCCCAUCACAACUAAUAAAGAAGGACGGAUUUUUCAUCCUCCUUCUGGAUCAAAAAGCAGGCCCUCUACAAGUAUAAUGGCUUUAAAUGUUACAAGCCUUUCAGGUACAACAGUGGAGUAGCCAGUUAUGCUGAUGUCCGAUUAAAGGGAAUCCACACUCCCAACAACCAUCCCAGAAAACUUCUCAGAGAGAGCAUGCAUACAAUGGAGAUCGCUUGACCCAUGUCGUAGCAAAAGAUCUUUCCAGCAAGCUGGAAGAAACUAUAAAGGAGGGGAUGUGACAUCAUGAAUUGACCCCACUCCCCCCACAACUCAACACUGGAAACACAUCUGAAGGACAAAGACUUGGAACUGGGGAGGGUUGUCCCAGGCUGUGUAUCAAGGAAAAAUACCAUCUGUAAGGGUGAGACACUGCUUGAUUCAAAUACUGUUUAGUUUAUAGAAUUCAUACUGCAAAUUUAAUUUAAUUUGUUAAGUAAUUUCUUAGGUAAACAACACUCCAGUUAAGGCCUUAUUAGUGCUGAGUAGAGUGGAAGAAUUACUUCUUGUGUCUUACUUACAACAUUCCUGCUAAUACAUCCCAGAAUGAUGCAAAAAAAUGAACAACAAUAUUAUAUUGCUGACUCAUACUUAGUUUGUGAUACACUAAAACCCCCAAAUCCUUUUCUGCAGCAUUCCUUCCUAGGCAGUCAUUUCCCCUUUUUGUAUUUGUACAAUUGAUGAGUCCUUCCUAAGUGUAGUACUUUGCAUUUGUCUUGAAUUUCAUCCUAUUUAUUUCAGACCAUUUCUCCUGUGUGUCAAGAUAAUUUUGAAGUCUAAUCCUGUCCUCUGAGGUCCUUGCAACUCCUCCCAGCUUUGUGUCACCCACAAACUUUAUAAAUGUAUUCUCUAUGCCAUUAUCCAAAUGAUUUAUGAAGAUAUUGAACAGAACUAGACCCAGGACAGAUCCCUGUGGGACCCCACUCGAUAUGCCCUUCCAAUUUGAUUGCAAAACAUUAAUGACUAUUCUCUGAAUAUGCUUUUUCAAACAGUUGUGCACAGCGCACCCACUUUAUAAUAGGUUCAUCUGGGCAAUAUUUCUCUAGUUUAUGAGAAUGUCAUGUGACAGAGUGUCAAAAGCCUUUCUAAAGGCAAGAUCUAUCACAUCUGCUGCUUCCCCCUAUCUACAAGGCUUGUUUCCCUGUCAAAGAAGGAUAUUGGCUUGGUCUGCCAUGAUUUGUUCUUGACAAUCCAUGUUGACUGUUACUUAUCAGCUUUCUGUAUAUGCAGAAAUAUUUCAUUUUCGGAAGAGACACAGUUGAUAAAGGAUUACUCUCUCCACAUUAAAACAAGACUAGAUGGCUAAGCUUAUCUUUUCCCCAGGCCUAUGCAAAUAGAUGGCAGGGACAGGGAUCAGUAGUUCCACUAUUAACGACAGUGUAUAAAGUUAAGUAUAUGAUCAGUUCUUUGCAGCAUCAUGACCUUAUUUUUUUACACUAGAAAGUGAGUUGAAAAACUAUUCCUGAAAUGUUAGCCUAGCAUUUUUGGGUAAGUAGUGUUUUAAAAGUAUGGGCCAAAUUCUGCUCUCUCUUAAACUGAUCAGGAAUAACUCCUUUGAAGUCAGUGGAGUUAUUUCAGAUUUAAACCACUGUGAAAGACUUUGGCCCCCUCUCUUUUUCUAAUUCAGCUCCUUUUCCCUUGCAACACAGCCUGUUUUGAGGUCCUCCUUGGCACUGUGAUUAGUUCAGUGCAAGAAUCUAGAUAGACUGUAUAGAAUAAACUACCUUAUGAAUUAUUUUAUCAUAUAUUGAGUAGCAGAUAAAACACAUAUUUAACAUGCACGGUAAGCUAAAUAUAGCUUUAAUAAGCUAAGUAACUGUAAUGUUCUUUUAAAUUGUGUAAAAUAAAAACAGGAUCCUGAUUCUUAGGAUAAAAUAUAUUUCAGCUAUUGGCAAUACCAACAGCUUAAAUGAUCAUGUCUAUUAAUUUUAUAAGAAUUAGGAAAUUCAUUUUCAGAGAAUCAGCAUAAUCUUUGAUUUUUAACACAGACUACAGUGUUUAACAGAGCUAUUGGUUUGUUUAAUCAUGUUUUGUGCAAAAGGAAGUUGUUUGGUUUGAGACUUUCGUUAAGAUACCCUAAAAAGUAAAAAGUACCUAAAAAGUUGGUGCAGGAGAUUGUUGGGUUUUUCCUUUUAUUUUAGGAAA